This is a messenger RNA of Corylus avellana, 2432 nucleotides long. It is a transcript of the gene HEXO2, whose product is annotated as beta-hexosaminidase 2. Gene Ontology annotation, molecular function: beta-N-acetylhexosaminidase activity. The record is from RefSeq and is a predicted model, not a curated record. NCBI's taxonomy places the organism in Eukaryota, Viridiplantae, Streptophyta, Magnoliopsida, Fagales, Betulaceae. Gene Ontology annotation, cellular component: membrane. Gene Ontology annotation, biological process: carbohydrate metabolic process; glycosaminoglycan metabolic process.
GUGGUAAGGUGACUGUGACCAGAGUUGGGUUUUUAAGAAUAGAGUUUAAUUGUCAUUGUAACUUCCGGCCGGCAGGCCAAGAAAAGGGUCUUUCACUAGUGCCCCAAAAGCAAACUUCCAAAUAAUAAGCAAACAAAAAGCUUUCUGAUUGAAAUUUCUUAUUGGGCUUCUCAAAUUUCUGACAAAAUAAGAGAUUACUACCUGUCAGGCCAAUUUAAAAUGCACGAGAUUGAGAUCCCAACCAACAAUUCGAUUAAUGAAUUGUGAGUUCAUGCGGAUCCACGCCCAAUCACUGAAAGGUUUCUUUCUGCAGUCAACGUAGCAAUUUAACAUUCCAAACACGGUGGUUGGAGAAAUUGCAUAAACCAAGCAAACGACAAGAAGACCAGACAAACCGCUUCUUCUUCUUCUUCUUUCGUUUAGUCACUCAAAAGCUCUGGGUCUGGGUCUGGGUAGUCUGAUCAAAAUGCAAUCAAUGCUACUCAUUAUAUGUGCAGCAUUCUGGUUCUUGGUCAUCCCAAUCUCAUCCGAAACAAACGUGUGGGUGUGGCCAAAACCGCGUACCUUUUCAUGGCCCACACCCCAGGCCACGCUUCUCUCCCCCGCCUUCACCAUCGCUGCUCCCAACCACACACACCUCUCCGCAGCCGUCAAACGCUACCUCCACCUCGUCCACACCGAGCACCACUCUCCCCUUGUCACCCCCUCCGUCAAUCUCACGCCCUCCUACGAUCCCUUGCAGACCCUUUUCGUCGCAGUCUCCGACCUCGCAGCCCCACUCCACCAUGGAGUCAACGAGUCCUACACUCUCGCAAUUCCCCUAUCAGGGCCAGCCAACCUGACGGCUGAGACCGUGUGGGGCGCCAUGAGAGGCCUCGAGACGUUCUCGCAGCUCGUUUGGGGCGACCCUUCACGCGUGGCAGUUGGGGUCUACGUUUGGGACGCUCCACUCUUUGCGCACCGGGGGAUUCUGUUGGAUACUUCUAGGAAUUACUACCCUGUGGAGGACAUAGUGAGGACGAUCGGGGCGAUGAGUGCCAACAAGCUAAACCUGUUCCAUUGGCACAUCACCGAUUCGCACUCGUUCCCGCUGGUGGUGCCGUCGGAGCCUGAUCUGGCGGCUAAGGGCUCUUACGGCCCUCAUAUGCAGUACUCUCCCGAUGAUGUCACCAGGAUUGUGCAGUUUGGUUUGGAGCACGGGGUUAGGGUUCUUCCAGAGAUCGACUCGCCUGGCCAUACGGGAUCAUGGGCGGAAGCCUACCCCGAGAUUGUGACAUGUGCAAACAUGUUCUGGUGGCCAGCAGGAAGCAAGUGGAAAGACCGGCUUGCCUCUGAACCUGGAACUGGCCAUCUGAACCCCUUGAACCCCAUGACCUACCAAGUGCUGAAAAGAGUCAUUAACGACGUGACCACCUUAUUCCCAGAGCCAUUCUUCCACUCUGGAUCAGAUGAGAUCAUCCCCGGUUGUUGGAAAGCCGAUCCAACCAUCCAAUCCUUCCUAUCAAAUGGCGGAACUCUGAGUCAGCUCCUUGAGAUGUUUGUCAACUCAACUCUCCCUUAUAUUCUAUCCCUUAACCGAACCGUGGUGUAUUGGGAAGAUGUUCUGUUGGAUGACAAUGUCAAGGUGCCAACUACAGCUCUUCCCAGAGAGCAUGUCAUCUUACAAACAUGGAACAAUGGCCAUAAUAAUACCAAACGGAUUGUUUCUUCUGGAUACCGGGCCAUAGUGUCAUCCUCUGAUUUCUAUUAUCUCGAUUGUGGGCACGGUGGCUUUCUAGGGAAUGACAGUCAAUUUGAUGAACAAGAAGGAGAUAACUCAGGAAAUGGUGGCUCAUGGUGUGGACCUUUCAAAACAUGGCAAACCAUAUAUAACUACGAUAUAACAUAUGGGUUGAGCGAGGAGGAAGCCAAGCUGGUGUUAGGUGGGGAGGUGGCACUGUGGUCCGAGCAAGCUGACCCUACGGUUUUAGAUGCAAGAAUUUGGCCGAGAGCUUCAGCAAUGGCAGAGACACUGUGGUCUGGUAACCGGGAUGAUCAGACAGGAUUGAAGAGGUAUGCGGAGGCAAUGGACAGGUUGAACGAGUGGAGGUAUAGAAUGGUGCGAAGAGGUAUUAGAGCUGAACCCCUUCAGCCACUUUGGUGCGUUAGGAACCCUGGCAUGUGCAACACAGUUCAACCCUUUGUUAGCUAGUUAUUUCCUUCUUCUUCUUCUUUUUUCUUAACACCUUGUCAUCUUUCUUGUACGUUAACAAGGAACUCCCAAUUCCAUAUGGUAACAUUGUAUUUCUUCAAUUGAUAACAAUCUCAUCAAAUGAUAUUUUUGGUACAACAGACCGUGGUUACAAGAUGUUUGAAGGAGAGCAAUGUCCCUGGUUGACUCACUUAUCUAAUGUUUUUUUGUAUAAUUCGAAGAACAGAAUGCAUUGUGGAAU